UGACUGCUCUGUCAGCGUCAGCCUGCCGUGUCCUGACUUUCUAAGCAAGAUGCUGAGCUUUCCUCUUUAAAACUUAGUUUACAUUGAUGUCGCUACUGUUCUAGCUUGUCGUUUUUGUACUCAAGUGUUGUUCAACAAUGACUGAACUAACAAAAUUAGAAUUGUCUGACAAGGCUAUUAAAUACAAGGACUUGAGGCCCAUUAGUUCGUUAAGACCUGUAUUCACCCGUCCAGCUGUUCCGAACAGUUGUCCCACAGAGCUAUGUUGAGCACUUCCUGCAAAGAACAUUAUGUUUGUGAACAGUGGCCAAAAAGUGUUGAAUAUUUGCUUGAACUAUGUUCUCAAAAUCUUACUCUGCUAUACAUAAAUAAAACCAAUCAGAUCACCACACUUCUUCAAUUACAACCAAGGAGAAGAAAUGAAGAUGCUGCAAUGUUCAUGCAAGAAAAUGCUUUCUCUUGAAAUAGAAAAAGAAAACCAGAAAUAUCUUCUUGAAGAGAAAGACAAAGAAAUCCAAAACCUGAAAGAAAAGCUUAGGUCCAAAACCAAGAAUAGUGAUGUCUUCUUAUUACAUAGUCAGCUUUUGGAAAAAACAAAGGAAGCAGAAAGGAAAGAAAGGUUACUUCGUUGUCUAUAUGAAGAAAUGAACCAGUUAAAACGUCAUUUAUCCACUGUUACUGCAAAAUGUUCUGAGCUUGAAAACAGAGUUGGUACUUCUCAGGCAUCCCAGGAAGCUGUAAAGAACAGCAGUGGAUCACCAACUAAUCUUUAUGAAGUUGAAAAACAACUGAAAGAUGCUCUUGAGAAAAACCAACAGUGGCUACUGUAUGACCAGCAACGUGAAGUGUAUGUCAGGGGACUGCUUGGAAGAAUCUUUGAACUUGAACAGAAGUCAGAAAUAGUUAGCGAACAAGAAUCUAAAGAAUUCAGUUCAGAAGGUCAUCUACAAGAGGAAAAGCAAAAAUAUUAUGACCAGUUGUUACUAACUGCUAAGAGUGAUCUUGAGACUGAAAGACGCACUGUAACCCAGCUGAGAUCUGAACUUAACCAACUCAAAAUGAAGUAUGAAGAAACACAACAAGAAAUAAGUUUAAAUGCCACUUUGCAGUCGCAACAGGUUGCUGAAAUGAAGACUCUAGAAAAUGAAAAUAAAAUGAAAGGUGAGAAAGUGCAGAAACUAAAACAAGAAAAUGAAGCUAUUAAAGAACAGCUCAGAGAAGAAAAGAGAAAGUCUGAAGACUUUUUGUGUCAGGUGCAACUCCUUCGCAAAUCAUUGCUCAAGCAGCAAGAGGAACACACUCGAAUAGCUUUGUUGGAGCAACAGAUCCAGAUAUGCACCACAGACUUUGAAAAUGAAAAGCUUGAUCGCCAGAACUUGCAGCAUCAGUUAAACAAAGUCCUUAAAGAACUGCGCAAGGCCAGGGAGCAAAUAACUCGUCUGGAACCUCUGAAACUCCAGGAAUCUGGACAUGUGGAACCACAAGAUUUGCAAGCUGCAUUUGAAGAGCAGCUGAUCAUGUAUGACAGAAGUCCUUCCCAGAAACAUUCAAGCCUCCUUGAUGAAAGUUUUCUUGAGUGUCCCAGAUGCGGAGUCCAGUACCCAACAAGCCAGCACAGAGAGUUACUAGUACAUCUUGACUUUUGCACAGCUUGAGCUCCAAAUGGACUUAAUAUCUGCUUUAUACUUGCUGCCAAUAUGCUUUUCUACAAAGGCAAAAGAUGUGAAAAAAACCCAAACCUUUUUACUUAAGGUUGUAUAAAGGACUACUAGUUUUAGAAUUCAGUUCCACAAAGACAUAGUAAUUUAUUUGGCAUCAGCUAUUUUAGCUGACAUUUUUGCAAAAAACAGUUAUUGCAUUUUUGGUUGCAAAUGGAAGUAUUUUUAGAAUUGGGAAUAUCUUCAAAUAGUAAACUACUGACUUUUUUUGCACUAUUAAAAAUGAGAACAGUAAAAGUACACCCAUUGUGUCAUGGUUUAUUUUAAUGUUUGGCAUAUGCAGUUCUUGGUUGGUGAAUCCUGAUGACUGUGCUUGUACCUUAACUGACAGCAAUAGCAGCAAAAGGUUUUUGGCCCUCAUACGUGCACUACAUAUUUAUAUAUACAUGGGAUAUAUAUGUGUAGCGUGUAUACACAUAUGUAUCAUAUACACGUGUAAUGUAUCAAGCUAGUGAUACAUUAAGACUCAGAAGGGUUAUGUUAGAUCUUUGCUGCUUAAGAUUCAUGUUGAAAAUAUCCAUCUUAAGUAGCUUAUUUUCCUGAACAGUAGUCAGGGGUGACUUGGGGUUCAUAAAAAAUGCUUGACCAAGGUUUAAGCUCUUCUCAAAAAAAAAAAAAUAAAAAUUGGGAAAAUAAACUUUCUAGCAAAUACAAACUUCCUUGGCACUGAAAAAAGUUUUUAUAUUUCAGACUGUCAGAGACCAUUUUUGAAGUUUGCAUAUAGAAUUAUGCUGAAGUAAACUUGUUCGCACUUCUGUAUUUUAGGAGUUAGUUUGGAAAUGUCAGUUAUUCAAUCUGUUACAUUUGGCAAAUGUCCCAGUUUAAAAGUACAGUUUCUAAUUAAUUGCUUUAGUGGAUUUGAAGUAUCACUAUUUUGGUAUUAAUACAGAAAACAAGCUACCAAUAAACUCUUGCAACAAAUCAGAAACUGGCCAAAAAAUUCCCUUAUGGAUUUGCAAUCACAUGGUGUUUUCCUCUAGCAUCUACUGUAAACCUGGAUCUGUUGCUGGCAUCUUGCUCCUUGCAUCUGUAGUUAAGUCCAAGAAGUUCCUUCCACAAAAGUUAAAGUAAGCAAACUUUUAUGAAGAUAUACUAGUUAAGAUAAAUUUCCUGCUUUUCCAUGUUUAUGGUUUGCUGGGGACAGUGCAAUCCCCAAGGGCUGUCUUUCUCUGUUAUACUGAUUCUGACUGCUAGGUAAUAGCAGCUUUUUCCAUCAUGCUUUGCUGCAAAACUGCAUGCACUUAUAGCCUGUAAUGUUCACCCUAAUCUCUGAUUGUUAAAUCUUAUAUAUGAAGAUGUUUUCAAUAACUAUUAUAAUACCAAGUGAUAUUAUCAAUUAAAUCCAGCUUUUGAGAGACAUAAAAUGCUAAAAGUUAUUAUCUUUAUAUCUGAAAUAUCUUUGCCAAAUCUAUUGUAUUAGCUACUACCUAUUUGCUUUUCAUUGACCAUGUCUCAGGCUAAUCUUUGUGUUUGACUGUUUGCUCGAUUGUAACAACAGGUUUUCUGACCAAAGAUUAAAUGAACUAAUGAGUAAAACUGAAAUUAUGCUUCAGAAACUUAAGGUUUUGCCAUAAAAGAAAUUGUCUUAAUUUCAUGUCUGUCUUUCUAAAUAUCUUUUAAAUUCA
Messenger RNA from Falco peregrinus (peregrine falcon), 3343 nucleotides. RefSeq names its product centrosomal protein 55 (gene CEP55). The record is from RefSeq and is a predicted model, not a curated record. Bases 420 to 1655 code for a protein of 411 amino acids. Gene Ontology annotation, biological process: regulation of phosphatidylinositol 3-kinase/protein kinase B signal transduction; mitotic cytokinesis. Lineage: Eukaryota; Metazoa; Chordata; Aves; Falconiformes; Falconidae. The transcript is spliced from 8 exons.